UUUUAUUUUUUUUAUUUUUCAGUGGUCCAUUCGCAGUCCCUAAUUUUGAUAUCACAGUGAAACUUUUUCAGACACUUUGUGAAAAUGGAAGAUUGGAAGAUGCUACAAAGCUGAUAAAAGGGAUGACAUUCAACUUUCCCUUUCUUCAAGAUGGAGAAUCUGGAAAAAAAGCAUGGCUCAACCUGGAACCAACACCAGAAAAUAUAAAGAAAGUCAAGAAACUGAUGACUACAUUAUCUGAUAAUGGAUACUUCAAGAACAGGAUCUUUAAAAAUAACUGUUUAAAGAAUUACUGGGAUUUCAUUUGUGGCAGUGAGGAUUUCAGUGAAGUGACUCACCACUAUGAUUAUUUAGGCAAAACUUAUGAAUAUCAUCCAAAUCAAUUUGUGCAAGUGUUUUCCAGUUACAUCAAGAAAGGUGACAAAACUAGUCUUCAAGCUGGUAAGUUUUAGCAUUAUUGAUUAUAU
This is a messenger RNA of Ruditapes philippinarum (Manila clam), 467 nucleotides long. RefSeq lists its product as uncharacterized. Bases 123 to 452 code for a protein of 109 amino acids. The transcript has 4 exons. The record is from RefSeq and is a predicted model, not a curated record. Lineage: Eukaryota; Metazoa; Mollusca; Bivalvia; Venerida; Veneridae.